This is a messenger RNA of Plasmopara halstedii, 168 nucleotides long. RefSeq lists its product as uncharacterized. The record is from RefSeq and is a predicted model, not a curated record. NCBI's taxonomy places the organism in Eukaryota, Oomycota, Peronosporomycetes, Peronosporales, Peronosporaceae. The transcript is spliced from 2 exons. The coding region runs from base 1 to 168 and encodes 55 amino acids.
AUGGUGGAAGGUAAUGUCUGUGACCUGAUCGGGCUAAGUGAUUUGCUCCAAUUGCACAACUGGCUGAACGGUUCCGUCCUGAAUCGUCUGCCCGGACCAAAGGCUGAUGCACCGUAUGGUGGAAUUAAGCGUUUUAGACAAAGUCCAAUUGAGUCGCCACCGGCCUAA